Molecule: messenger RNA, 898 nt
Organism: Closterium sp. NIES-67
Lineage: Eukaryota; Viridiplantae; Streptophyta; Zygnematophyceae; Desmidiales; Closteriaceae
Source: the annotation of a GenBank genome assembly
GCUGUCGCUUUACGUGAGUUACGCGCCACCGGUCCUGGCGCCCUCAACUGUCGCGUCAAGCCCUUCGCUCUAACCCACCCUACUUGUGCGCCCCUGCCCUGCAUUCCUGCGGUCGCUGGUGCACCACUCCCCCUCCUGCCUCCUUCUCCGGCCGUUCUUCCGCCGGUUUCCCCCGCCUUUCCCCCUUCUUCGCCUCGAUCCGUGUAUUGCGCCCUCCUUCCGCCCAUGGCCCGCGGCACCGUGAGCGGUCGAGCGGCGGAGAUUCUGCGGAACACGCUGGGCGGCGUGCGAGGGCGGCAGAACGCGGCGGCGUGGGUGGUGGCGGGCACGGCGGCUUACUUCCUCUGGGUGCGCCCCGAGUGGGAGAAGCAACGCGAGCGCGAGGAGGCGAUGAGGAGAUGGAGGGAGAGUGGAGAGGCAGAGAAAUACGCAGAGAAGGUGGCACCAAGGGCCGACCCCCAGGUGGGUGGGCUCAUCAUAGGUCAAGCGCCCAAGCACAGUAACUAACCAGGGCACCACGACACCGCCGUAUCCCCUUUUUGUGACUCUUGCCGGUUCCUUCAUUGUGCUCACCUGAUGUUCAAAAUCCCUUGGGUAUUGGUAAAUGCUCUGCUGCUUGGGUUUGGUUUCAAGAUCACCUGCAUGUUUCCUGUAGGCUCCCUGUUUCCUACUGUACCUUACCUUCUGCCAGGUCAGUUCCACAUGUCAGAACUCAGCCACUAACCAACCAGAGAGUUAAAAGAGCUUGUUAAAGCCCGACCGGCAGGUUGCAAGUCAGUUCAGCUCAAGAUGCAUCAUCUUUAGCACCUGUUACAGGGAAGCAAUCGCUGAACUGACUGAGUUGGCCAAGCUGGCUCAAGCUGAACCUGUCAAACAUGUGUACCUCUUAUACUUUGCA